This is a messenger RNA of Fusarium proliferatum ET1, 1215 nucleotides long. RefSeq lists its product as uncharacterized. The transcript is spliced from 2 exons. Gene Ontology annotation, molecular function: feruloyl esterase activity. The coding region runs from base 1 to 1215 and encodes 404 amino acids. The record is from RefSeq and is a predicted model, not a curated record. Lineage: Eukaryota; Fungi; Ascomycota; Sordariomycetes; Hypocreales; Nectriaceae.
AUGGUUCACCCUGCAUUCGUCACUGGAGCAGUGCUCCUUUUCUUCACCUCUCUUGCGACUGCCAAGCCCGUUAGCAUCGCAAGUUCGAUUGCUUCUGGAACUCUCAUUCCUGGCUUCCCUCAUCAUGGGGGUAAAUUCUGGAAUCGCGCCACACCAGUGACAGCUCUUUCCACAACCGUGGCUGUCGAGGCUGCCGAAUCUACCGAAGACGAAGCAUGUGACGAGUCUGAAGAGAUCGUCACUGAGACUACUGAGGAUAGUUGUGAUCUUGUCGAGGAAACUGACACCACGCUUUCCCCGGCGGUCUCCACGACUGCACCUGUCGAACACAACUUCGAGCCGACGUCCGCGACGCCUUUGUUUGUAUCUGUUUCGCCCACUGACGCUGUGUCAACCGCUGUGUCAUCCCCAGGAAGCGGAAGCUCUGAUGGUUGCGGCAAGCAGUCUUCUCUGACUAGUGGUACCUAUAGCGUCACUGUCAAUGGCCGCACUCGCUCAUAUAUCCUUGAUGUUCCUAAGAGUUACAAUAGCAGCAAGGGAUACAAGCUCAUCUUUGGUCUUCACUGGCGUGGAGGUACCAUGGAAGAUGUGGCGACGGGUCAGACUGUCGAGGCCGGUGUCUGGAACUACUACGGUCUGAAGCGCCUAGCUGAAGACAGUGCCAUCUUUGUUGCACCGCAGGGAAUCGAUAACGGCUGGGGUAACAGCAACGGAGACGACGUCAAGUUCAUUGAUGCCAUAAUGGAGCACGUUGAAGCAGAUCUCUGUGUUGACCAGUCCCAACGCUUCGCGACGGGCUUCAGUUUCGGGGGCGCCAUGACAUACUCGUUGGCAUGCUCCCGAGCCGACAAGCUUCGCGCAGUUGCCGUCCUCUCGGGCGCCCAACUCAGUGGCUGCGAAGGUGGCAACGAUCCUGUCCCGUACCUUGGAAUCCACGGUGUUGAUGACGAUAUUUUGAGUAUCUCGAUGGGCCAUUCCCUGCGGGAUAAGCUCGUUUUGAACAAUGGCUGCCAGGCCCAGUCAGCGCCGGAGCCAAGCUCUGGAAGCUUGACUCACACAAAGACCACUUACACCUGUAAUUCGGGAUAUCCGGUGACAUGGAUUGCAUUUGAUGGCGGGCACAUUGCAUCCCCCCAGGAUGGGGCCACGACUGAUAGUGGAUUGAGAACAUGGGCUCCUGGAGAGACAUGGGAAUUCUUCUCUCAGUUUUCGUAA